This is a messenger RNA of Culicoides brevitarsis, 1727 nucleotides long. RefSeq names its product 43 kDa receptor-associated protein of the synapse. NCBI's taxonomy places the organism in Eukaryota, Metazoa, Arthropoda, Insecta, Diptera, Ceratopogonidae. Gene Ontology annotation, cellular component: neuromuscular junction; plasma membrane. Bases 39 to 1727 code for a protein of 562 amino acids. Gene Ontology annotation, molecular function: acetylcholine receptor binding; protein-membrane adaptor activity. Gene Ontology annotation, biological process: synaptic transmission, cholinergic; positive regulation of neuromuscular synaptic transmission. The transcript has 11 exons. The record is from RefSeq and is a predicted model, not a curated record.
UGAAAAUUUGGUGCUUGUCAUUAAUCAAGACUACACAAAUGGCAUGGGAACAUUCAACGGAGGAUAACCUUUACAGUGGAUUGCAAGCGCAUAAAUUAUCAGCAACACAUUUGCUAGCAUCACCUGAUGAUAAUAGGAAUCCGUUGAAUGACUCCACAGUGGGCUAUGCCUCGAAUGUCGAUCGAAUCUCGCCGCUGUUCACGAGGACGCGCUACAACCUUCCACGCUACGGGCGAUCGCUCUUCGGUUGCUUCUUCGCAUGCCAUCGAAGUAUCAAGCAGUUUAUCGUUAAGAGAAAGAUUGAACAUGGACUGCGCCUGUAUCAGAAGAACAAACAACAUUCAGCAAUCCGGAUAUGGAAAAGUGCGUUACGGGCUUCCUCGAAACGCGAAGACAGCUUUGCACUUUUGAGUUAUCUCUACCAAGCGCACAUGGAUUGCGGCAAAUUUCGGGAGGCGCUCGAGUAUGGACACAUGCAGCUGGGAAUUUCCGAGGAACUGGAUUCGUCGAAUAUGCGAGCAGAGGCUUACUUGAAUCUGGCACGGGCGCACGAGAGGCUCGGUUGUCUAGAAAGGGCUCUUAGUUACGCUCGCCACUCUCUUUAUAACGAAUGUGAUACGCAGUGUCGAACCGGAGGAAUGGUUCACCUCACCGUAGCUAGUGUCUAUUUAGAAAUGGGUGGCUUUUGUCGAGCGUUGGAGGACAUGCAAACAGCGCACAAGAUCGCCAUGCAAAUCGGUGAUCCAGCUCUCGAACUACAAGUCUACGUUUUGCUCUCGGAACUCUUUGAACGACUACAAGAUGCUGAAAAGGCAGCUCGUUAUGCUGCAAAAGCGUAUGAUCUUUCGAGAUCUUUACAGCUUGGUGAUUUAAAUUCUCGCUAUCAUCGUGCCGUACUUCUGCGAAUGGCAUCGGCCUUCCGUAAGCAAGGCGAGUUCGGCGAUGCGCACGAUUACUGCAGCGAAGCAUCCCGACUCGCAUUGCUUUCCGGCGACCACGGCACCCUUACACGUAGCAUUCGCAUCCUCGGCGACAUUUAUCGCAAAAAGUUGGACAUUGACAAGGCAUUUCGGCAAUACGAGCAAGCAAUGGGCUCUGCCGCAAAUUUAGGCGAUCGCAUGGCUCAAAUGGAAGCCAUGGAUGGCGUUGCGCGGUGUCUCGACAUUUUAAGAUUACAAGGUAAAAUUUGUAAUUGCCGUCCACUAGAAUUCAAUACUAGACUAUUGGAAGUUGCGAGUUCCAUAGGAGCGAGGAUGCUCGUUUUGAAAACUAGACAACGACUUGCCUCCAUCUACCAAUCGUUGGGCGAUGAAGAGGCCAGCAAAAAUCAGACGGAGUUAGCUAAUCAAACGGAAUUAUCACUGGGCCUUAAUUGCGGAUCGUGCGGCGAUCAAUUCGGACUUGAAGCCGAUUCUCUCGAAGCACUGCCAUGUGCCCAUAUUUUGCAUGCAAGAUGUGCACACGAAAUAUUACGACGACGUGAUAAAAGUAAACCUAGGUUACAAUGCCCUUCCUGCAAUCGUCUCGUUAAUUCACGCUUAAAUUUGAACAAUUGUGAUGGCGCAAAAGCCAUAAACGGUAAACUGCCACCCAUGCCAACGUCAUCGUCAGUUACGCCCCCGCAUCCGUUCUUUCAAAGCAAUCUCUUCCUGCAAUCAUUGAGUCUGCGUGCAUCGACAUUGACAAUCAAUGACAGCGAGCCCGGACAACUCACUUCUUCCGUUUAG